Messenger RNA from Hirsutella rhossiliensis, 723 nucleotides. RefSeq names its product DDE superfamily endonuclease domain-containing protein. Gene Ontology annotation, molecular function: DNA binding. The transcript has 3 exons. Gene Ontology annotation, cellular component: nucleus. Bases 1 to 723 code for a protein of 240 amino acids. The record is from RefSeq and is a predicted model, not a curated record. Lineage: Eukaryota; Fungi; Ascomycota; Sordariomycetes; Hypocreales; Ophiocordycipitaceae.
AUGUCGCUAUAUCGAUCCCAGCGCGACGCUCCUACCGUGGGGCCAAACUGGACUUCUCGCUUAAAGCGUCACGGCUACUUCAAAAGCGCCAAAAGGCUUCAAGCAGAGCGCCAAGUCUCCGAGAAUCUUACACGAGUUAACCAGUAUUUCCAGCAUCUUCGGCAGGUUAUCCAAGACAAUGGUAUACCUCCUGAGGAUAUCUGGAAUAUGGACGAGACUGGUUUUCGCAUCGGGGUUGGAAAAGACCAGCUGAUUAUGCACAUGGCUUCAUGGUAUCAAAUACCUGAGCUAGAUCCUGACACAGUUAUUCGACCCACGCCUACUGGUUACUCAAACGACGUGAUUAGUCUGGAGUGGCUCCAGCAUUUUGACAAGCACUCGGAAAAAAGCUCAAGAAGCUCGAAGCGACUUCUAAUUCUUGAUGGUCAUGGCUCUCACCAUACCAGGCAGUUCAUUGAAUACUGCGACAACCACAAUAUUAUUCCCUUCGGCAUGCCGCCUAAUCUCACGCAUGCACUUCAGCCUUUGGACGUUGUCGUUUUCCAGCCCCUAAAGCACUAUCACGCCAAGGCUUUAGAUGUCAUGGUUCGAGAUGGCCUCGUCAACAUAACCAAGCUUGAGUUCUCUCCUGCAUUCAACAAGUACGAUUGCAUGCUUUCAAGGAGAGUACUAUACGCUCCGCAUUUCGCAAGACAGGAAUCUUCCCAUUCAAUCCACAAGUAG